ACGCGUUUAUUUAUGUUCUAAUUAUAAUGCUAUAAUUAUAAUAUUUUUGAUGUUUUUGAUCUACCAUUUUUUCGGUUUUUAUUAAAUUUAUCAAAGUGAUUAUGUCAAUACAUAUUUGCACUUAUAUGAUUUCUACGAUUAUAUAAAAAUUAAUCGAAUUAUUAAAUACGUGAAAAUAUGAUAUCACGUUCAUGUUUUAGAACUUUAAAGUUAGGUGUUUAUAAUAUGCUUCAUAAAGGUCCACGUCCAUUAGUUUUGUGUGGUCCUUCAGGAAGUGGAAAAAGUACAUUAAUAAAAAAGCUUUUUGAAGAAUUUCCAGAUACUUUUGGUUAUUCUGUAUCUCAUACCACUAGAGCCCCUAGACCAGGCGAGGAAGAUGGGAAACAUUAUCAUUUUACUACUAAAGAAAAAAUGCAAAAGCAGAUAGAACAAGAUGAAUUUAUCGAAACUGCUAUAUUUAGUGGAAAUAUGUAUGGCACUAGUAAACGUGCAGUAGAAGAAGUACAGCAAAUGGGUAAAGUUUGUGUAUUAGAUAUUGAAAUACAAGGAGUAGAGCAAGUAAAACGAAGUUCUUUAGAUCCCUUAUAUAUAUUUAUUAAACCACCAUCUAUAGAAGAGUUAGAGAAAAGAUUAAGAGCUAGAAAAACAGAAACAGAAGAUGUUUUGAAACAAAGAUUGUCUAUUGCUAAAGUAGAAAUGGAAUAUGGUGAAAAAACUGGUAAUUUUGACAUAGUGAUUGAAAACGAUAAUUUUUCAAAGGCAUAUAAUAUAUUAAAAGAAUUUGUGAUGUCAAAUUUGAAACAAGGAUAAGCAGGUAUAAUAAAUAAUGUUUAUAUAUGUGUUAAACAAUAAUAUUUAUAUUCGUAUUUUUAAUAUAGGAUAUUAAAUUUAUAGGAUAUUAAAUUUAUGCUUCUUAAAGAUAUACUCUUCUUUGAAAUUAAAUUAUAAUUAUUUUUAUAUAUAUAUUUCUAUGUAAAUUAUAAUAAUAAUUAAUUAAUACAUGAUAAAAUGCAUAAACUCAUGUUCAAAGAUCAAAUUAGUAGAUUGAA
Apis dorsata (giant honeybee) is the source of this 1049-nucleotide messenger RNA. RefSeq names its product guanylate kinase. The record is from RefSeq and is a predicted model, not a curated record. The coding region runs from base 178 to 810 and encodes 210 amino acids. Gene Ontology annotation, biological process: purine nucleotide metabolic process. Gene Ontology annotation, cellular component: cytosol. The transcript has 4 exons. NCBI's taxonomy places the organism in Eukaryota, Metazoa, Arthropoda, Insecta, Hymenoptera, Apidae. Gene Ontology annotation, molecular function: GMP kinase activity.